AUGGCGGACCGAAACACAUAUCUCAAGUACAAGCGUGACCAGAGACACAUUGUCUAUUGGAUCAUCUCUACUUCUGCCCAUAUCAUCAAGAAACUCUCUUCUGAGGCCCCAGUGGCUGCGAACACCACUGGAGUGGUCUCCUUGGCAACACUGAAGUCACUCUCGGCGCUUAUCGCGAAACAUAUCGACCCGAUUCCCACUACCAUAUUUCGCUUGUUUGAAGCAAUCAUCGAUGCUAGGAAAGAAACACAUAAUCUUUUCCUGAAGCUCACCGCCUCGGAUCCAAACAUCCAAAAAAGCAAUGAGUCGCAUAAGCAUUGGAUAAAUGGCCUGACAGAUGCUUUCAAUGCCCUGGGAGGAGAGAAGUGGCAGUCAGGAAGGAAAUGUGAUUCUGAGGCACUUGAUGAAGACGAGGAGCAAAUUAUCUUUGCGAACAAAUUUUCCACGCUGAGCCUGGAUAGCCAGACGAAAGAAGGAGGAGAAGGGGCAAAAGAAGAAAUUGAUGGUGACGGCAGUGAAGAUGAGGAUGCUGAUCUUGCAGAAGCUACCAUCCCUGCUGCAACCAGACGGUCGAAACAAAAGCCUACCAAAAAGGGGAAGAAGAAUAAACGAGGGCGCAAGCCGAAGACCAAAAGAAAGACGGUGGACACUGCCUUUACUCUCGACCUACAGGAUGUUCCCCUGGAGAGUUAUCGCAUCAUUGAGGAUGAGACUGGCAUGGUCACUGAGUACUUGAUGGCUGUCUACUCACUUACCAAUCAGUUGGUGGAGCUCCGUCAUUACCUACAGGGUGUCUGGCGUCAGGUAGCCUAUCAGGGCUUGAACAGUGUUGUUGCUGCAAAUCUAUGCAAUGUGGCAAUUGCGAUGAUCAAGGACACGCAAUCCCAGAUUUUCGUUGAUUUUCCUAGCCACGACUCUUUUGAUGUCGUUAUGCAGACACUCACGCGUGGAGAUCCUGAAAAGUCUCAAGGCAUGUUCCAUAUGCAAGCUGCGCGACAAAACCCGGAUGGAACAUGUAAUAUGUCGGCGCAACGUGACAUCGAUGUGAGAGAAGAGUUCCUACUGAACACCAAUCAGGACCUAUUCGACUUUGUCACCGACUAUCAGGCGACACGCACCGGUAAGCCUACCAAGGCUAUGCUCAAAAGCAUCCAGAAUUGGGAUCCCAAGUUGGAUCUUCAAAGAACAACCAAAGAGCAACGCUUGAAGUGGCGCCGAGCAUACACCAUCAACUGGCUAUACGACUUGGUCAAUGUUUUUUCCUCGGUUGUCGUUCAGCGACGGACACUCAAGGGACAGCACAUUCCUCUCGAAACGGUUGAUUGGUCUAGGACCGGACCCUGGAGCGAACAUCGGCUAUUAUUCGGCAUCAACGAUUUUGCUGGCGACAUCACCCAUCUCGCGGUACAAAAGCCUGGGACAGAUUUUCGGUCAAAGAUCCUUCCUCACCAUGUCUUCCAGCUGCAGUCCAUCGUGGACUCUCUUACUGUGUCUCGCGGCUGGUCGGUUGGUAUUUUUGAGGGCCAUGUCCUGAACCCGCCUGCUUCCGAGUUUCGGCCUCGGAGAGAUGUCGAUCUUUUCAUGGAUCGCGAGUCAACAAGACCCAACAGGGGUUUCUGCCAGUCAGUGGGGGUACUGACUCAAUUAUUCGACCGAGAUGCUAUGCUUCAUGGAGACCCCAAUCGCAACGCUUCACUCAAACAACUGCUGAUUGGACUUCAAGAGGACUUCAUCAACUGGCUUGGGGAAAGCAUGUAUAUGUAUGGCUUAAACACUAUCCCUCCGUCGCGGUUUUCAAACACAAACAGCAAUGGCCUAUGGGAAUAUUCUCCGUUCCUCUGUGGUGCAGGCCUGUCGGAAGCACUUGAAUUGACAUACGGCAUGGGUAUGCUCAUCUGGGAGAGGGUUCCUGAGCCGAUGUGCGUCCUUCAUCUACACAACAUGUUGGUCCAGAAAGGCCUGAUAGCACGACCAGUAGGACUGUGGAGUACCCUCGAGUUUCUUUUCCGGGAUUCCUUCUUCUCCAACGGGAAGAUACCCACCUCUAAAUUUGUCGAGGCCAUCGAGACUCGGGUUGGUGGGCCCAACGUUCGUCGGGAGAGAUUCCGGAAUCAGGUACGAAGACAACAGCUCGGCCGAAAUGCGACGGAUUUGAACGAACUGCUAGAUCCCAGUGUCAAUCGCUUUUUCAAAACUAAAUCUUUACUGCAAGUCUACCGGAGCGCAGACUGGAUUCCAGAUCGAAUCCCGGAUGAAGACAUCCCCUUUGCCACGGCUCUAGCGUUCAUGCGUUUGGCCAAGGCUAGGCAAACCAGGGAUCGCGCCACAGAUGAAGUUACCCUGGCAGACACCGACCUGGUCAGGCGUGCUAGAUUCCAGGGGAUGAGUGACAAAGACAUCAUCGGAAUAUCAUCCAAGAUGUCAUCUAUGUCAGAGGAGCCUGAUAUGUCUGUAUUGAUGAGAACUGUUCAGGCCACUUUACCCGAGGGAUACUCGUGUGGUCCGCUCGGUGGUCCUGGUAAACGCGAUCUUAGCCUUCCUGCAUACUUGAGCCUUCUCCAGCACGAUUUCAUUACGGACGUCUGUGGCGAGACGAGGCCGCUAUCCAGUCUGAACUACAUGUGGGUUCUCGUGCGCUGCUAUGUGCUGUUCAUGCAGAUAGAAGACAAUCUACGGGCUUGUCGCAACCCAACAUGGGUUUUGGCUUAUGAAGGGGACUCCAGAUUGACGCAGCAGAAACGGGUGUCACUUACCGUGGCGGCUUUGGGAGAGAGAGAUCCAGAGUGCUUGAAAAUUAUUGCAGACGUGUUUGAGGGGCAAAGAGGUGGAUUCAUGGACCAUAUCUACUGGGACAAUCUGUUGGACUCUUUCAACACGCGGGAAAUCUUUGCAUCUGGGAACGAAACUCCCUUUGGCCCAGAUUCUUGCACGAUCAUGUGA
This is a messenger RNA of Penicillium verrucosum, 2940 nucleotides long. RefSeq lists its product as uncharacterized. The coding region runs from base 1 to 2940 and encodes 979 amino acids. The transcript has a single exon. Lineage: Eukaryota; Fungi; Ascomycota; Eurotiomycetes; Eurotiales; Aspergillaceae. The record is from RefSeq and is a predicted model, not a curated record.